UAUAUUAUUAACUUAUAUAUUAUUAAUUUACAGCGCUAUGAAUACGAGACUCGCCAACUUGGAGAAAACUGCCAGUGACAUCAAACAAGGCAUCAAGAGCGUGGAGCAAGUAGCUCGAUCGAUGCACGAGAUAUUGGCUAAUAUUACCAGGAAUAAUAACAGAAGGGCAACAACGCGACCUGCCUCCCUUCCUUUCAAGUCAACCGCUGACCUCGUAGCCUUUGACGAUUGCAGUGAAGAGAAAUUUCGACACCUUGUUGACUACCUCGACUACAUAAAAGGGUUGAAUCCAACGGAUACAGCAGCUAAAUUCAUCAAGAACUGCUUUAUUAUCGACGAGGACCUCUUCAGGAAUUUGACAUGGCACGGCUCCAAAACGAACGACCAUCUGAUGGCUUUGAAGAGCACAAAGUUCGCGAAAGCUUGCGCAGAAGCUAUGCCGUUAAACCCGAUCACGCUGAAGAAGCCGACAGAGGAUCAGUUUUCCGUGGCCAUGACAAAGGCCCUGAAAAGUGCUAAGGAGGGUUAUAGAAGGAAGAGAAAACAGCCAACCUUCAAUGAGGAUAUCAUCGCGUUGCAACCACAACCUCGAAGGCCCUGCCAGCAACAGUGGCAGCAACGCAACGACCAACUGGAGAGGAACGACAACGUAGCUCCCAUCGAGGACAACGGUGACAACGGCGGCGACUACGGCGGCUACGGCGGUCAGAACGACGACGGCAACUACGGAAACCAGGACCACGACGACGUUUUGGAAGGUCAUCAGGACGUGGACUACAACGGAGGAGGCCAGGGCCACGGCAACUACAGAGGCCAGAACGAGGACAUCUUCGAAGGUCAGGACAACGGUGACAACGGCGUCGUCUACGUCGAUCAGGACGACGACGGCGGCUACGGCGGUCAGGACGACGACGGCGGCUACGGCGGUCAGAACGACGACGAAAAAUACGCAGACCAGGACCACGACGACGUUUUGGAAGUCCAGGACGUGUACUACGGAGGAGAAGGCCAGGACCACAACAACUACAGAGGCCAGGACGACCGCGGAGAGUACCAAGAGGACGAGACGCAAGACAUGUUUGCAGAUUAAUGAGUUUUUCUUAUUUACAUUACUAUGCAUUUAAUUUAAUAUUUUUUCAGGUUGAACGCUCGUUCACAUUUUUUACAAAUUUUUCUUUUUUUACAUUUAACUUUUUUUAUAUUUCAUAUUUAAUGUAGUCUUAAAAAAUGUUAACGAGCGUUGGAGGGGCUGAUUGCUGUGGUUGAGCCUCACACGAGAGGGGCGAGGACAGGGGCCCCUCUCACUCACUCUAAAAAAUAAUAUACAAAUCACGACAAAUGGAAUUUUAUUUUUUCAGGUCCCUCUUCUAAAUCAUCGACAAGGCAAGGAUACGAGGUCCCUUACACAUGGAAAAUAUUGAAAUAAGAUAAGUAUAAUCGCAUCAAUUUAUAUUUUUAUCUUGUUAUAAAUGUUUCUUUUUGAAAAUUUUUCUCGUUUCAGGAGUAGCAAGGACAACGGCAGAAUCAAUAAGACGAAUAACAUCAGGCAAUCACCCUUAUAAUUGUACAUACACCUGCAACUACUACCUUAGUGCUUCAAGGAUCAUCAGAGGAGAGGAAACCGUAUUCUCGGUUCAAUUAUCCUUGGAACACUGUUCUUCAUUUUCAGGUACAGCUUCUGGACUUUUUGAGCAACAGACAGCGGUAGAGAGGUACUACCGAUUUCUGGAUAGAUAUGAAUUGGAAUACACUCAGAGAGCUUCAACACAAAAUUUUAAGUCUGUACGAUACAUCAGUUUUAAAAAAUGUUGAAAAAAAUGAAUUUAUCAAACCUGAUUCAUUCAACAGACUGGAAAUUAUGAACCAAAGGACUAUAGGCAGCAGGAUUAUGAGCAAGCAAUUAACAGGAAGAAAAAAUUCAAAUACGUGUUUUGAUAUAUAAUUAUUGUAAUUAUUAUGUAUUACAUUUAUUAAUAUGUAUAU
Molecule: messenger RNA, 1983 nt
Organism: Nasonia vitripennis (jewel wasp)
Lineage: Eukaryota; Metazoa; Arthropoda; Insecta; Hymenoptera; Pteromalidae
Exons: 8
Coding region: 38-1090 (350 amino acids)
Source: RefSeq, a predicted model, not a curated record